AUCCCAAGUUCCAACCCAACUUCCAAUCCCAAUCCAAUCCCAGUUUCAAUUGCAAUCCCAACCCCACAUGGCUACUCUGUAGUCACCCCGAGGAGAUGUUGCGUUCCCUCCCCCGUCUCCGUCUCCGUCUCCGUCUCCGUCUUCCGACCGGUCGCCGUCUCCGCCGCCGCCGCAUGGCUACUCUCGUUCUCCUCCCCCUCGUCCUCUUCCUCCUCCUCUUCCUCCUACCUCUAUACGCCGUCUACAAGCCGCCCUCGCCGCUCCUCCGCUUCCUCUCCCACCGCUGGACCGACGUGCUCUUCCGAAUCUGGCUGCCUCCGUCCAAGCCGCUGGUCGCCCUGACCAUCGACGAUGCGCCGUCGGAUCACACCCGCGCCAUCCUGGCCGCCCUGGCCGCCAGCGGUGCCCACGCCACCUUCUUCGUCAUCGGCUCCCAGGUCCCCGGCCGCGAGGACGUGCUGCGCGAGAUAGUUCGCGGCGGCCAUGAGCUCGCCAACCACGGCAUGCGCGACGAGCCCGCCCGGGCCCUGCCCGAGGCCGAGCUCGAAGCACAGAUCUCGCACGUCCAGGCCCUCAUCGAGGCCGCCUACGUCGCCGAGGGCAGGCCCCCGCCCCCCGUCGGCAAGGGCCGCUACUACCGGCCCGGCUCGGGCUUCUUCAGCGAGCGCAUCCGCCGCGUCACCCGCCGCCUCGGCUACCGCGUCGUCCUGGGCAGCAUCUACCCGCACGACGCCCAGCUCCCGUGGGCCUGGCUGAAUGCCAGGCACAUCCUGAGCAUGCUGCACCCGGGCGGCAUCAUCAUCUGCCAUGACAGGAGGUCCUGGACCGAGCCGAUGCUGAGGAGAGUCCUGCCCGAGCUGAGGAGGAGGGGAUUCCAGGCCGUUACGUUGACCGAGCUGCUGAGGGAGGUGACGGGGUGACCGGACAUCAUGGGAGAGGAGGAAAGGAUCCCGAUGCUUUUGGAAGGAAGAGCUCUUUGGAGGCUCGGCUUCCGGUCUGAAGGCUGCCUGCCCUGGCCCGCCCGGGAGAGCAUGAAUGUUUACCAAAGCCCCAGCUCACUUAGCACCCAGGCUCGAAACGCCGGAUGGCAAGAUCAGCGGCAAAAGGGAGAAACACAAACCUAGGUCACGCUGUGGCCGUAAGUGAGUGACGGACGAAAA
Molecule: messenger RNA, 1160 nt
Organism: Thermothelomyces thermophilus ATCC 42464
Lineage: Eukaryota; Fungi; Ascomycota; Sordariomycetes; Sordariales; Chaetomiaceae
Product: carbohydrate esterase family 4 protein
Exons: 2
Coding region: 174-920 (248 amino acids)
Biological process (GO): carbohydrate metabolic process
Cellular component (GO): membrane
Molecular function (GO): hydrolase activity, acting on carbon-nitrogen (but not peptide) bonds
Source: RefSeq, a predicted model, not a curated record